Messenger RNA from Chrysochloris asiatica (Cape golden mole), 2058 nucleotides. RefSeq names its product chromosome unknown open reading frame, human C1orf168 (gene FYB2). Lineage: Eukaryota; Metazoa; Chordata; Mammalia; Afrosoricida; Chrysochloridae. The transcript is spliced from 17 exons. Gene Ontology annotation, biological process: integrin-mediated signaling pathway; T cell receptor signaling pathway; protein localization to plasma membrane. Gene Ontology annotation, molecular function: protein binding. The record is from RefSeq and is a predicted model, not a curated record. Gene Ontology annotation, cellular component: plasma membrane.
AUGCUUUAGGAAGGAAUAAGAAACUUCAAGGAACUUCGAGCCAAAUUUCAAAACACUCCAGAUGCUCCCCUUCUUCCAGGACCUAUUAAGUUCCCAUCCAGUGUUUCUCAAAAAGGUUACAUUACAAGAGCACAGUCAACCCAGAUUUUGUCCAACGGAAAGCUCCUCUCAUCCAACCAGAAUCAACCCUCACAAUAUUGUUUCAGUGAGGAUCCCCAGCCUCUUACACGUCAGAAAAUGAAGCAGGCCCAGAACAGCAAAUUUCAGAAAUGUUCUAAUUCUCCAGCACCUCUUGAAGGGUCUUCUGGGUCUACCAUCAAUUUACAGAAGGCCUCUCUGCUGUCAGAAAUGGAUCCGUCAAAUGAUGAGCUAACUGAUAAGGAAAAAGUCGUAGUGACCUAUAGCUUCAGAGACAAGCUUUGGAACUGGGAGAAGUUUUCAUCUCAGAAAAGUGAUAUGUCAUCAACCAUCUUUCUUACUAAUUGUGGAGGUAGGGCCUUCCAUCUGGAAAAGCCAAAAACCAUGGGGCAUUCUCCAGAGAAGCCAAGGAAAGAGCUGGAGAGAAAUGAACACCAGACUCUCCUUCCCCAGAGGCAUUUGAGGGCCCAAAGAAAGUCACUUGGCUCCUAUAAAGAUUCCUCCUUUCUACUUUCACAACCUGACAGGAAAAGCCUAGAAAACCCCAGUCCUGAGAGAAGACCAGCAAUGAGUGCCUCUCCACCAAUCUAUGAGUGUGAGCUUGCCAGCGAGGUUGCAGAAAAACAACAGAGUAACAGGAAUCACCAGCUUCCCCAAACAAAGCCACUGCCUUCUGUUGUGUCCCUGGGUCCUCCGCCCCCUAAACCCCCAAAGCCCCCGGCUGUGAACCUCCAGGCCUUCCAGAGGCAGGCUACUGCUCUUUCCAAGAUGCAAAGGGAAGCUGCUGUGGAAGACAGCUACCUGCCUCCAGAGAGUGCUGAAUUUGAAGAACUACAUAAUUAUGAGGCAACAAUUUCAUAUCUGAGACACUCUGGCAACUCCAUUAACCUCUGCACCACAAAAGAAAUUGCUGAUUCAACUUAUGAAGUUGGCAUUGAAGAACUUCAAAAGCCUUGCAAGAGUUUUCUCCAUCAAGAACUCAGCCCUAAACAUGAAGGUCAAAAUAAAAAGAUGAAAGAGAAUGACCCAUGUAAAUUGGAACCGCAGAAAAGAGAAAAGAACUCACAUGGAAACCAUCUUUUCAAGAUGGUAGCCAAUGAAAAGACACGUGGAAAACUCCAGAUGACAGAAGUCCCCAGAGGGAGGAAGAGCAUGCUGGCCAGGAAGCAGAACUCUGUGAUGAGCAUCGCCCACACAAAGGCCUGCCCUGAGGAUCUGAAGCUGGCCAGACACUCACAAGGCCAUGGUGGGUAUGUAGAGGCUUUGCAGGUGACUAGAGAAACCCCUGAUGAAAGUCCCAGCACACAGAUGUAUGAUGACGUCGAGUGCCCUGAAAGAGAGAGAACAAAGUCAUUCUCUUCUAACUCAUUUGCUUCAGAUAGUGAAAAUAGUGAUGACAUAUAUGAAGAUGUCUAUAAAACAAAGAGCAGCUUUCCAAAGACAGAUUUAGAUGGAAGUGAGACACUUAAAAGACUACGGCAAUUCUUCAAGAAAGAAAAGGAUAAAUUUAAAAUGAAGAAAGUCAAGUCUAAAGAAAAUAUAAGUGAACUUCCCAUCUCGGUGCCAGAUUUAGAAUUUAGGUCUCAGGAAGGUGUCAUCUAUGAUGACGUGGACAGUCCUGAAAGAAAGUCAAACUUAUCUCCUAGAAAUUUCUUCAGAAUGAGGAAGCAAAAUUUAGACAAGAAAAUGGAUAAAGAAGAAAAACUUUUUAGAGAAAGAUUUGAGUAUGACAAAGAGAUUAUUGUCAUCAACACAGCAGUGGCAUGUUCUAGAAAUUCAAGAAAGGGAAUCUGUGAUUUGCCAAUAACCCCUGGAGAAGAACUGGAAGUCAUUGAUAUUACUGAACAGAAUCUAGUGAUAUGUCGCAAUUCUGAAGGCAAAUAUGGAUAUGUGCUCAUUGAACAUCUAGAUUUCAAGUAA